Messenger RNA from Adineta steineri, 588 nucleotides. The record is from the annotation of a GenBank genome assembly. Lineage: Eukaryota; Metazoa; Rotifera; Eurotatoria; Adinetida; Adinetidae.
AUGAGUUUUACACAUGAUCUUAAAUUACCAACAUAUGAGGAACUUGAAUGUCCAGUUGUGAAUGUUUCAUCAGCUGCAUUACGAGCAGGAAGUUUUCAUUUAGCAAAAUAUUGUGAUUUACAAUUUAAAGAAUUUAUGUUAUGUCGACAGGAAGAACAAGAUCCACGAAAAUGUCUUAAUGAAAGCAAAGAUGUAACUUUAUGUUCAAUUGAUUUUUUCCGUAGAGUACGUGAUACAUGUAAUGAUACGUUCACAACUUUUUGGACAUGUCUUGAUAAUGCACGAGAAGGUGAAAUGUCAUUUAAUUAUUGUAAACAAGAACAACGAGCAUUUGAACAAUGUGCAAAAGAUAAAAUGAAUUUAGAACGACCGGAAGCGGGUUAUUUUUCGAUGGUUCGAAUGCAUGAUAGUAAACGACCAAUACCAUCGGAUCCAUUUCGAAUUGGUUCAGUAGAUCGACAUCCACCGAAAUUAGAUAUACCAAAUCCACCAUCAAUAUCUCAAGCAAAUGAAUAUCCGGAAGCAAAACUUGGAAUGAAAUUCGGACAACGAAAACCUUGGAUGUUUGAAUCAAAAUUAUGGGAUUGA